This is a messenger RNA of Prunus armeniaca (apricot), 777 nucleotides long. NCBI's taxonomy places the organism in Eukaryota, Viridiplantae, Streptophyta, Magnoliopsida, Rosales, Rosaceae. The record is from the annotation of a GenBank genome assembly.
AUGAAUAUUAGAGCAAUGGUGCAACGGACCCAGGAGGUGUUUGUCCUUGUGUAUCUGACCUUAUUCUCCAAGGCAACUGGUUUGAAGCCCUACCCUAAGCCAAGCCUGCCACAAGUUGAGGGUGCUGCGUUUUGUUUGAGUUGGAGACUGGCUGUGGAGGCCGACAAUGUGCGUGCAUGGCGCACGGUGCCAACUCAGUGCCUGCGCUACGUUGAAACCUACAUGAUCGGAGGGCAGUACGACCAGGACGUUGAUUUCCUCGUUGGCCAGAUUCUGAGUUAUGUAAAUGGCAUAGCGCUCUCCGGUGAUGGCAAGGACGCUUGGAUUUUGGACGUGGAUGACACUUGCAUCUCCAAUGUCUUCUACUACAAGAGCAAGAGAUACGGGUGUGAUCCCUAUGACCCAUCUGGGUUCAAGGCAUGGGCAAUGACUGGAGCGUGUCCGGCAAUUCCUGGUAUGCUAGGACUGUUUAGCAAGCUGGUGAGUAGUGGGUUUAAGGUGUUCAUGGUCACAGGAAGAGAUGAAGAAACCCUUGGACAAGUCACUACUGAGAACCUGCAUAAUCAGGGAUUUGUGGGUUAUGAACGGCUGAUUUUGAGGUCUGCAGCUUACAAGGGGCAAGGUGCAGUUGCGUACAAAUCAAACAUUCGGAAGCAAUUGGCAGAAGAAGGUUACAAGAUUUGGGGAAAUGUAGGAGACCAGUGGAGUGAUCUACAGGGAGACUUUGUGGGGAACCGCACCUUUAAGCUUCCAAACCCCAUGUAUUUUGUUCCUUGA